Molecule: messenger RNA, 408 nt
Organism: Cryptococcus wingfieldii CBS 7118
Lineage: Eukaryota; Fungi; Basidiomycota; Tremellomycetes; Tremellales; Cryptococcaceae
Exons: 1
Coding region: 1-408 (135 amino acids)
Source: RefSeq, a predicted model, not a curated record
AUGCCCACCAGCCAAGCCGACGAACCCACAUUCCUCCUCAUCGACGGCAUCAAAGUCUACGAGCUUCGCGCAUUCGACGGAUGGGGCUACCACCGCUGGGCCCGCGCUAUGAAACUUUACCUCCUCACCAAAGGUCUUCUCUCGAUCCUCGACGGCGAUGAGAUCUUUGUCGACCCGGUCACCAGCGCCGACUGGGUGAAGCGCGAUAGGGAAGUCUAUGCGCAUUUGAGGAAUGCGGUGAUUUUUUGGUUGGAGGGUGAAUUCUCUUUCGAUGUGAUAGAGUAUACCGAGCCGAGUGCGAAGGAUCCGAAGUCGAGGGCGAAGGAGUAUUGGGAUCAUUUGAAAAAGGAGGUCGAUGAGAGAUUUCAGUUCGAGCAGUGGAAGAGUCGGAGGCAGAGGUAUCAGUAA